Messenger RNA from Pollicipes pollicipes, 2403 nucleotides. Its product is annotated as cilia- and flagella-associated protein 69-like. NCBI's taxonomy places the organism in Eukaryota, Metazoa, Arthropoda, Thecostraca, Pollicipedomorpha, Pollicipedidae. The transcript is spliced from 4 exons. Gene Ontology annotation, biological process: positive regulation of flagellated sperm motility. Gene Ontology annotation, cellular component: non-motile cilium; sperm midpiece. Bases 1 to 2403 code for a protein of 800 amino acids. The record is from RefSeq and is a predicted model, not a curated record.
AUGUCUGACCGAAUCAUACGAGCCGUCAACGAAAUGCUGGCCGUGUUCUCCCGUGGAUUCCUGAUCAGCUCACUAGCGACCCUGUUCGGAGUCAUCGAGCAGCUGCUGAUCCACUCCAGCGAGAACGAGGAGUACCUCGGCCUGAUCUGCCGGAUCGUCGCCAUGUUCGGACUGCCACUGUGGAAAGAGCGCGAGUCAACCAGCAGCGACGACUGGCAGUACGUGGUCGAGACGGGCAACGUGCUGGGCUGCCUGCUGAAGGAAUGCGUCGAGCCGCGGGUGCGGCUGGAGGUGUGCCGAGCCCUCGGCGUCAUCAUCCCAGGCAGGCCUGAGCGGCUCUGCGCCGAGGAGUUCCGUUUCAAGGCCCUCGGCCGCGACGAGUUCCUGCUGGCGGUGGAGGAGAGCAACAUCGGCGACUCGCUUAUGGAGACGAUGCGCACCGUCGACGAGGAGGGCCUCUACAUGGAGAUGUUGAAGGUGGUGCUAGCGCUGUGCUACCGCUCGACGCGCUGCUGCCAGAACAUGGUGACGGCGGCGCUGCCGCACGUCAUCACGCAGCGCAUGCUCUGGACGGACGACGUGCUCUUCAUCACAGCCGAAAUCCUGAUCCAGAUGAUGGAGAGCGGCCCGCAGGAGGCCAUGCUCGACCAGCUGACGUGCCGCCUGUGCGUGAGCACGCUCCGCUCGGCGCUGCACCACCAGCUGCGCUCCGUCCAGUCCGUCGUCAACCGGCAGCUGCGCAACGACAUCCUGACGCUGGCCGUGUACGUGACGGGGCUGGCGGCCGACCUGCUCCACCUGGCCGUCUACACCGAGCUCAAGUCUGACCGUAACCCGUUCAGCUACCUACAGCUUCUCACGUCCAGCGAGGACUUCGAGAUGAAGAAGCUGCUGCUGGUGCUUCCCGCGCUGCUGCUGAACACGACGGUGACUAUUUCGAUGCUGAGCGAGCACCAGGUGAUGUUGUCACUGCUGAUGCUGAUAUCCAGGGACCUUCGGCCGUCGUUCGCCUACACCAGCGCCGUAGCGUGGACGGAGCCGCAGUUCCGCGAGCUGCAGCUCCUCCCAGAGGAGGCCCUCAAGUACAGGGCGGGCACGCGGCUCCUGCUCUACCUCAACAGCUACCUUGAGGGCUGUCCGACUGUCACCGUGCAGCACCUCGAGGCCUGCAUGCAGGCGCUCCACAACUCAGCCUCGAGCGGCGAGCUUAGCCUGCUGACCGACCUGGCCGACCAGGACGCCGUCACCAUCAUGACCAAGUUCUUGCGCCAUGAGCGCGUCGCUGGCCUCGCCGACGGACCUCACCGCAUGGCGUAUGUCUCGCUGGCCAGCGAGUGCCUCUCCAUCCUGUCGUACCUCUGCGACGAGGACCCGCACCGUAAGAGUCUGUUCGGCAGCCGAGGCGUGGAGGCGGUGCUGUCCACACUGCUGAAGAUGACGCAGCAGCGCUGCCAGCUCGGGCCGCGCUAUCACACGGUCAUCAUCAACGCCAUGGACGCCAUCUGGUCGUGCGUGUCGGGCUGCGCGACUAACGAGCAGGAGUUCCUACUGCGCGGCGGCUGCGACACGCUGUUGAAUCUGGCCGACGCCGAGGGACCGGGCCCGCUGAAGCUGCAGGCACUCGGCUGCCUGCUGCGCCUCUGCGACAAGAGCCCGCUGCUGAUGGCGCUCUGGCGCCGGGAGGAGGAACAGCUCGGCUGCCAAACGGACGCCGACGGCAUCAUCGUCGAUUUGGAAAGCCCGCUGCGCGGCGUCCAUCAGAAUCUGGAGCCGUUCAGCGACGACCCCGAGCCGGUGGCUGUCACGGAGAUGGUCGGCAAGAUGCGGCCCAAGAUCUUCGGCAUCAUCGAGCACCUGAAGCUUGUCAAGAGCGACGACGGCCCGUUCGUGGCCGAGCUACUCAACAUCGACGUGCACGACCAGGUGACGAUGGCACUGGUGGAGAACUACCUGGACUUGAAGGAGGGCGAGGUGUGCACCGAGCUGCGCGCGCAGAUCGCAAGCCAGGGCAUCCAGCCGGUGUACGCCGAUCGGCUGCUGCUGGAGGACCUGCACGUGAUCGGCCGCGAGAAGAGCUGCGCCGCGCAGAGCCUGCAGACGGACCUGCGCAGCGCCGCGCACCAGCGCGACGUGGCUGAAGAGCGGGGUUUCUUCGACCGGCUGAAACGGCUCGAAAUGCAGGAGCUGCUGGCCGUGCGGCGUGUGUCAGAGUACAUCGCGCGCACCAGCUGCCACGGCGUGCUGGCGCAGGCCAAACAGCGCCAGGUGAAGGAGGUGCGGGACUCGACGCUCCACCAGACGCCCGGCAAGUACUACCGCACGCUGCAGGAGUGCACCUGCGUCACCGUCUUCUGCGGCCGCAACGCCCGAUAUCACGCUCACGCCACGCGACGGCAGGUUUAA